AUGAGUUCUCCAUAGGAGGGAAUUGAUGUAAUUAAGGACUAAGAUGCAUUCCGGAGUUGUCUAUAGAUCUUGGGAAAUCUGUUAAAGGAGAAUUUGGAUCUGCUGGAAACUUUUGCUGAGAUGUUUAGGAAGAUGCAGUCAAUAAAUGAAUUUUUUGAUCUUUAUGAAGCUUUGCAUUAUGAACUGAAAAUCAGAUGCGAAGAAACCUUAAGCAUUAUUGGAUAACUGAACAAUCCCCAAAUUCUGGGGAAAAGCAAUGAAAUACCCAAUAUUAUAACUAAUGAUCAAAAACCAUCAAUCCAAGAGUACAACAUAAUUGAUACCCAAAUUUAUGACCUAGUGAUGGAUAUCAAUAUGAGUUCGUCUUGGAAGUUGUUGGUGAACAACAAUGAACUGAAGGGAGCUAGAGUUGCAGUGCUUGGUUUGUAUGACAAAGGGAAAACCCAUAUUCUAAAUCAAUUAACCAAUCAAAAUCUCCCCACAGGAUCCAAAAUAACAACCAAAGGCAUCAGUUUCAAACAAUGCAUUGUUGACAAAAAUAAUUCAUUUGUGUUGAUAGAUACAGCAGGUAGUUAUGCACCUGAGAAUCUUAAGAAUUUAAAAGAGAAAUAAUAAAUUGAAACUGCAAUCCUGGAGAUAUCAUUCGAAUUAACUGACUAUUUCAUUUGCGUUGUCAAUGAUUUCACAAGCAUUGAAGUUAGAUAUUUAGAUUAAUUAGCUCGUAAAUUAAGCACCUCUCUCAAACAAUUUAAGGAAAUUAUAGUAAUCCACAAUCUUAAAGAUAUUACAAAUCCAAAUCUGAUUCAGCAUGUUUGGUAAGUAUAAAUUGAAAAAAUCUUAGAAGGAAAUAUAUAGAAGUCUACUGUUGAAGCAAUGAAUCCUUUCACAAAUCAAUUGGAAGAAAAGUCUGUUCUGUGGUUCAACACAGAAACGAGUAGACACAUAUGUAUUGUAAAUGACAACUCUGAUUUGGGCAAGAGCAUUAAUCCUUGGACUUAUAGUCUUCUCAAAUAUUGGUUGAAAUUGGUUGUCGUGCCUCAUCAAAAGAAAACACUAAAAUAUGAUGACAUUGUUGAAGUUUGCGAAUUAAAAAUUAGUACUCUCUUGAAAAAGCAAAUCAAACUAACCAUUUAAGAUACGCAUCUACCAAAUGAAAAAAGAAUCGUCAAGUAAUAAGCAACCUCCCCCAAAUUCACUUAAAAUAUUUCCACAGCUAAACUGAUGUCUACACCUGUAGAUAUUGACAAUGAGGAAGGUGAGGAAUAUGAACCCUAGAUCGAUAUUAUCCAAGGAACUCAAUAUAUAAUCCUUAUCGAUUUGCCAGGUGUAUCACUUGAGGAAGUAGAAAUCUAUAGGUAGAAUGUUUCUACCAUUGUUCGAGGACAUAAAAAGAUCUCGAUGUAUACAAACAAAGCAACUUAUAUCAAGUAAGAGAGAAAAUCUGGUCCUUUUGAUUUAAGAUUUAAGAUCCCUGAUGAGUAUGAUCCCAAAUGGAGAUAUUAUGGAAUGAAUAAUGGGGUUCUUGGGAUUGUUUAUAAUCUCGAUUCAGAGGACUCGAUUUUACCAAAAAAGAAUUAAUUUUGA
Molecule: messenger RNA, 1584 nt
Organism: Paramecium tetraurelia
Lineage: Eukaryota; Ciliophora; Oligohymenophorea; Peniculida; Parameciidae
Exons: 3
Molecular function (GO): GTP binding
Source: RefSeq, a predicted model, not a curated record